Messenger RNA from Paramacrobiotus metropolitanus, 1389 nucleotides. RefSeq lists its product as uncharacterized. Lineage: Eukaryota; Metazoa; Tardigrada; Eutardigrada; Parachela; Macrobiotidae. The record is from RefSeq and is a predicted model, not a curated record. The coding region runs from base 115 to 1161 and encodes 348 amino acids. The transcript is spliced from 5 exons.
GUAGUUUUGUAUAUAACUUCGUAUUCGUCUUGGAUAUUCUCUGCACUUUUUCAAAUCUACAUUCUAGUACACUUCUGUUAUUGUCAGUGCCGAAGUAACAAUUUUCGUCCGAAAAUGUGGCGACAGCGUUUAUCGUUUUCCCUUGGAUUAUUACUUACGCUCACCUGGUCAGUUAAAGGUGAUGACUUCGGCUCCAGUCGGUUUUCCGACACUAACAGCCAGAGCGGUCGAUUUGACCGGGGCGGGCGUGUGAGCGGAAAUGUUGGUAGUAGCGCUGGCAGCCGCCGCGGGAGCGGCGAUUUUUCCGUGACCGGUAGCGACAAUAGCGACCGCUUUGCUCCGACUGACGAAAACUUCCGCCGUUUGACCACACAAGAUCCCCGUUUCGAUCGCAGUGGAAGCAGUGACCGUGACGUCUCGGAUAUGAUUGCCAACCGUGGAACAUCGUCUGACCGCAACUCCGGAUCCGACCGCUUCGGCAGUGGGGACAGCAACCGUGAUCGCAACACCGACCGUUUUGAUAGCGGAAACGGCAACAGCGACCGUUUUGGAAGCGGAAGCAAUAGCGACAGAAAUAGUGACCGCUUCGGCAGCAACACGGGAUCGCGUGGCUCCAGCUUUCCAGAGAACUACCGCGUGGAAGUGGACCUUGUCCGAAUGGAAAACAAGGGUGGCAUUUUGGCCAAUGGGAAAUCCUGUGAUGUUCUUAGCACUUGCGAUCCUAAGCUGUACGGAGAUAUCGAUCUAACUGGUACAGGAGCCUGGCCCAAAGAUCCCGCGUAUCAGAAAUGGACGGUCAUAUUUAAAGCGACCAACAACGAUAGUCCGAACAUUGCCAAAACGUUGCAGAAGGACGUGUGUCAGAACCGCGGUCAAUCCAGCUCUUCAAUUCAAGGAGUCAUGAGGGUCCGUGCUGUUGAUGAAGACAGUAUCACACAAGAAGAUGAUAUGGGCAAAUUUGACUGCGUUUUCACAUUGCGCCCGUCAGAUGUGAAACCAUCUGCCGCCGGCGUCCAAUGGAGCGAUGUACUUGAAUGCACCGGCUCUACACAAGUCGGCAAAAUAAAGCUUUUCGCCCGAACACGCGCUUACGAAAUCUCCACUUCCGCUUGCAACGCAAUGCGCAAUACCGUGAUUGAUACUCCCAAGAUUGGUUUAUAGAAUUAUCGCAGAAAGAAUUGAAAGUACGGUACUCGAUGCUGCCAAGGCGUAAACUAAGCAGUACCCUGGGUAUACGGCUGUAUGAUUUUGUUACCAGUGAUUAAAAUGUCAUCACAAAAAAAUGUCUCGACGUGCCUCGAAAAGAGCAAUUUUUUGAAAAUACUUACUUACUUUCUGUUUAAACUGUGCCCUUACAACUUUAACAUUCAAGUAAACCGCAGUUCAUGA